Messenger RNA from Suillus paluster, 1861 nucleotides. Its product is annotated as subunit 17 of mediator complex-domain-containing protein. The coding region runs from base 1 to 1839 and encodes 612 amino acids. NCBI's taxonomy places the organism in Eukaryota, Fungi, Basidiomycota, Agaricomycetes, Boletales, Suillaceae. The transcript has 7 exons. Gene Ontology annotation, molecular function: transcription coregulator activity. Gene Ontology annotation, biological process: regulation of transcription by RNA polymerase II. Gene Ontology annotation, cellular component: mediator complex; core mediator complex. The record is from RefSeq and is a predicted model, not a curated record.
AUGGAAGAACCUUCCUGGAAGAAAACCAAACUCUCAUUAGAGAGACCCUACAAGGACGACAAGGGAGAGAGCAUACCGGUGCUUCUCGAUAUAACUCCAGAUGGAGUUCAAGUAUUUGAGUCUCCACAAGAUCACACUAAACUCUUGGGCGAAAACCUAAGACGUAUAUUCAUUGAGCGCGGCGUCGACUUUUUCGAGCGCCAAGAUGCCCUGAAGGCUAUCGGAGACUUGUCCAUUCCUCAGGCCCUAGAUAUCAAAGAUGACAAAAUCGAACCAGAUCAGUACGAGGAAGUCGUCUCGAAAGCCAUCAUGAACCCAGAAGAAUUAUACAAAAUGCGGAUGGAAAUCAUGCCACAGCUCUUUACUGCAUUGGGAGAGAUGACACACGCCAGAGAGCUGCUUUCGUUGCUACUGACUUCCACUCCACCAAUUGAUCCGUCUCCUGUCCCGUCCUUACCUUCUUCUACGUUGACAGCAAGUAUAGUCACGAAGCCUCCGCCCAUACCUUCGGUGGAUGCGUUCAACGCUCAGCUAACUAUCGGUGGAAAGGACGAGGCCCUGAGAAAAGCUGCAAGUUUAUUCAAGGCCGCCGCAAACAACCUGGAGAGAAGCCGCCUCCGAGGUCAAAGGUACUGGGUCGAUGCGCUCAAGAUCCGGCGUGCCAACUGGGGAUUAGUGCCUGCACCCCUCCCAUUUGGUGCACCCACGGGCAAAGGUGCUGAUAAAACGUCAAAGGACUUCUUUGUCUCUUUUGGUCUCGAGGAAUCCCCCGCUCACUUCAGACGGAGAGCGGUAGGACACAUGGCAACAUAUGAAACUUUAUCACAUGUUCUUGUAUUUCCUCACCGUCAGCGAGUCCGCCUCCAAGUUUCUCUUAUCCUCACCGAUUCCACCGGCAUCUUUCGCACUGCUUCCAACAGCAUAAUAUGCCUAUCGGAUGCGUCAUUGGAAGACUCGCUCAAAACCGCGCAAAGGGAAAUGGUUGAGGAGGAGCUUUUCUCCGUCUUGAUUAAGGAGGCUAGCACCCUACCAACAGCCUCGGCGCGAGUGGCCGAGCGGCUUAUCGUCAUUGAUGCCGCCCAAGGAACAGAACUUAAGUUUGAACUCGUGAAACCCUAUACUAGUGAUGAACGUUUGUCUGCUACAUGUAAUCUCAUAUACUUCGCGCUGCAGGGACUCCUCUUGUCCCUGCAUGCUUCGCAGAAAUCCCAGCGCCUAUCAUCAGGCAACACACACCAUCCACCCUCGAUUCCCAAUAAGGCACCUCUGUUGCAGCCCAUCAUCGACCUCCUUCAAUAUCAGGUAUUCUGUCACAGAAUCAAAGUUGAAUUAGAUAAAAUGGUUUCUGCCCUGCUCAAGGCUGGUAUUCCAUCCUCGUUACGAUUCGAUGCUGUAGGUGAGAGCGGGCACCAAUUAGUGGAGCACCUUGUCGCCGAUCAGACACCAAGAAGGAUAGGGGGCGAAGCUCUUCUCCCACAUUUGCCACAAGCAACACUCCCGAUCGCGUCCAUACCUCAGUUGGUGCAGCUUCUCUCAGACGAAGUCGAGAGAUGCCUUCUCAAUCGGUUGUGCGAAGUAGGCUCACAGGUUUGUGAACGUGUCGGUGCAACAUGGUUUGUGGAUUUCGUCAGUGGCAAAGCGGUCGGAAGAUGGGAAGGAAGUAUAUUGAACUUCCGCAUCAUAUUCGACAAAGACUUUGCCAUCCGCGCAUCAGCAUAUUGUCUGAACAAAGCAAGCCACCACCAGCUGUCAUUACUAGAAACCUACACUCCUAAGACCUCAAUCUCUCUCGUAGCAUGGCUGCAAGAGCUGCUUGAGAAGACCAUGUCAGAAUCUUAAAAUGUCUUUGGCCAAUAGUCGU